ACCAAAAAACAUAUUGCUAGCUGACCCUAAAUUCUAUGAGCCAGCUCCUAUAGAUCUAUUGAUAGGGGCUGAUUUAUUCUGGGACAUCAUAACGAGCGAACAACGAUCUCUUGGUCCCCAAAAUCCAAAAUUAAUAAGUUCUCAUUUGGGCUGGAUAAUUACCGGUUCCUUUAAUACACAAUUGGUCAGCAAAAACAUUCAUUGUAAUCAUGCAUUAACUACAACUUCAUUCACUAUGGAAAACAAAAUAGAAAAUACAUAUAAACGAGCUACAAAACAUUUACAUUAUUUAAAAAAAGGGUUUAGAAACAAUCCAUAAAUUCUAAGGCCGUAACUAUGGUCACCCUACUACGCACUAUAAUCUAAUUAAUUCAAGUCUAUGGUGGCACGGCCCUAAUUACCUUAAAGAGUGUGAAUUAAACUGGCCUAGCUUGAAAUCAAACGAGAUAGGUACGUUACCUGAAACUAAAGUACACACAACAAUAAUUAAAGAACCUUUUAUUAAUUUUGAUAAAUAUUCAUCACUAAAUAGACUGCAACGAUCUUUUGCCUACGUGUUAAGGUUCACAUUUAACCUUAAGAAUAUUAAAAAUAAACGUACCGGACUACUGUCCGUCGAGGAACUUCGUGACUCAUUCCAUGCAUUGUGCGUUAUCGCGCAGCGUGAGUCAUUCCCAGUUGAAUACGAGUUGUUAUUAAAAUGUAAAUCGCUUCCCAAUAAGAGUAAAAUUUUGUCACUUUCGCCAUUUUUUGAUAAUGAUAAUUUAAUUAGAGUUGGCGGGCGCAUAGAUGCAUCUGCCUGUGCCUACGAAAAACGGCAUCCAAUAUUAUUACACGCAAAUCAUAAAUUAACUAAAUUGUAUUUUGAAAGAGAGCACGUAAGUGGUUUACACGCGGGCCCGCAGUUGUUGUUAGCAAAUAUAAGAGAAACAGUCUGGCCAGUCAAUGGACGUUAUCUAGCACGACGCACCGUAAAUAACUGCGUCAUCUGCAGGCGUCUGCGUGGCAAAACAUUAUGUCCGAAGAUGGGCAACUUACCUAGCCAGCGCAUAAAUCCAGACUAUCCAUUUUUGUCGGUUGGCUUAGACUUUGCUGGACCGUUUUUGAUUCUCAAUCGCCGGGGCCGCGGAAGUCGCUUAAUCAAAUGUUAUUUAUGUCUUUUUGUAUGCAUGCGGUACAAAUGUAUUCAUCUCGAGGCCGUGAGCGAUUUGACAAAGGAUGCGUUUGUUAUGACCCUUCGACGUUUUAUUUCCCGCAGAGGCAAGCCAACGGAAAUAUUUUGCGAUAACGGUCGCAACUUUGUGGCGGCGGCUAAGGAUAUAGGAACUUUUCUAAAACAAAACCAAGAACCUAUAGGUGAUUUUGCAAGUCAACAAGGCAUCACAUUUAAAUUCAUACCUACUUACGCUCCUCAUUUCGGUGGUAUUUGGGAAGCUGGGGUAAAAUCGGCAAAACACCACUUAAAGCGUGUCAUGGGAAAUUCUAAUUUAACUUUUGAAGAAAUUACUACUUUAUUUGCACAAGUGGAGGCACUUCUCAAUAGCCGUCCCUUGUGUCCCAUGUCCUCCUGUCCUAACGACCUCCUCUCCUUAUCCCCAGGGCACUUCAUCAUCGGCAGGCCGCUGACUGCACUACCCACGCCACCUAUUGAAGACCACCACAAUGACCAUCCACGGAACCGCUAUCUACGGCUAGAAAGCAUAAGGCAGCACUUCUGGCGGAGGUGGAACAAGGAGUAUCUGUCAGAGCUACAACAGAGGACUAAAUGGCGUAGCAAUACAGCCCAGCUCAAUAUUGGAGAUAUGGUACUCCUUGCUGAAGACCACGCGCCGCCCUUGAACUGGCGCCUGGGACGCGUGUUGCGGCUCUUCCCGGGACCCGACGGCAUCUCGAGAGUGGCGGAUGUCAACACGACCCGUGGCUGCGUGCGGCGGCCCCUAACUCGCCUCUGUCCACUCCCUACGACUGAAGAUCUUCAAGGUUGAAAGUGAUCUUUCAACGGCCGGGAGGAUGUUUCGGCGCGUAACGCCUACGCAAACUUUUACCACAAUUCUUCCUCCGUGUAACAUCAACUGUAGAUUAGUAUAAGUAGUUUGCAUAGUUCAUAUUAAAACCAACUGUCAGUCUCAUUCCGCUACCGACCUUUGCAAUGUAAAGAGCCAUUUUUGUAUUAUAAACUAUCUUGAAGAA
Molecule: messenger RNA, 2190 nt
Organism: Ostrinia furnacalis (Asian corn borer)
Lineage: Eukaryota; Metazoa; Arthropoda; Insecta; Lepidoptera; Crambidae
Exons: 1
Coding region: 1026-1985 (319 amino acids)
Biological process (GO): DNA integration
Molecular function (GO): nucleic acid binding
Source: RefSeq, a predicted model, not a curated record